Didymodactylos carnosus is the source of this 1423-nucleotide messenger RNA. The record is from the annotation of a GenBank genome assembly. NCBI's taxonomy places the organism in Eukaryota, Metazoa, Rotifera, Eurotatoria, Philodinida, Philodinidae.
AUGGCUAGCAAUCAACCUGAAUUACAUUUACAAUUAGUGGGGUCUGACGACCAUCCGCUAAACUCGUUGAAUCCAUUAAGUCAAGAAAUCCAAAUUUCAGAUAUACUUGUUCCAGGUACACCUUCGACGCCUUCAACAACGUCGAACGAUGAUAUUGCUGACACAAUUAUUGAAGACACACCACCAGAGUUACCGGAAGCGAAAAGUCAAGAAAUGCAAAUGUCAGAUAUACUUGUUCCAGGUACACCUUCGACACCGUCGAACGAUGAUAUUGUUGACACAAUUAUUGAGCACACACCACCAGGGUUACCGGAAGCGAAAAGUCAAGAAAUGCAAAUGUCAGAUAUACUUGUUCCAGGUACACCUUCGACACCGUCGAACGAUGAUAUUGUUGACACAAUUAUUGAGCACACACCACCAGGGUUACCGGAAGCGAAAAGAUUGAAGAAAACAAAUGAUGAUGCAGACGCAUCAAACUACAAUAUAGAUGAUGAUUCAUCAUUUUCGUCUGAUGAAGAAACACUAAUUGGGGCACCAUCACCACUUACUACUUAUGAUCAACAACAUCAAAGAGAAAGAACAAUUGAUAUUGUCGAGAUGUCAUAUGAGAUUAUUGAUGAACCAUUAACACCUCCCCCAACAUGGAUGACCAAACAGACAAUAUCAAGCAAUGUGAAAGGGGUAGCACUUCCACAUAAAGAUUCAAAAGGAUCGACAUCCUCUAAAACGAACUUAUUACAAGUUCCCAACAUGACUACUGGGAGUACUAUAUUGAGAAGCGAAAUAAGAGUACCAUCACCAGAUCCUGAUGAUUCUACACAAACGAACACUGGAUACGGUACAGCACACACAGGUUACCAAGUAGUAGUUCCAUACAGACAAUAUCUUCAAUCAAACACACAUGUACCACCGAUGGCGGGUGCAUAUAACACUGACAGUGUAUUGUUUAAUGCGUAUAACAAUGAUUAUGUACCACCGAUAAAUCGACAAGGGAACCGGCCAUACAUAUACAUUCAAUCGCCAUCUCAGGAAACAUAUGCGCCGUUCGGACAGAUGGGGGAAGAUCAAGACCAAGAUCACACUCCAUCAAGCUCAAAUUACCGUCAAACCUCAUUUCGUGGACGUCGACAGGUUUACUAUAAUUCAAAUCGUAUGAGGUCACCAUCACCACAGAGAGGUAACCAACGGUUCAGAGGCAGAGGUCGACAGUCACGAGGUACUCAUGUACGAACGAAUCCAGACCGUCUACGAGAUAUCGACGAUACUCGCACACUCGCAAACCAAAAUUGGAGAGGGCGGCAGACACGAGGUACGAAUCUCAAUCCCAGACAAUCGAAUCAACAGCAACACGUAAGCAAUCAAAAUUACGGAUGCGAGCACAGUGACGACGAGCUACAAGAACCACAACAAUUGCGUAAAAAAA